AAUCAGCUGCUCGCUUGACCCGGGUGAUGGCGGGCGAGGGCGGGGCAGGAGGGGGCCAGGCCGGACCUCCUGCAGGAGGAGGAGGAGGACCCAAGAUGGACGUGGUCUAUGUGACGGAGAGAAUCAUCUCCCUGGCCUUCCCUCCCUCCCUCGACGACGCCACCUACACCCUCCACCUGAGGGAGGUCGCCCAUAUGCUCUCAUCUAAGCACGGAGAUAAUUUCAAGGUGUUUAACCUUUCCGGCCAGGGGGAGGUGAGCCAUUUCCUACCGCGGGUGUUGGAGUUAGGCUGGGCAGACCAGCUGGCUCCGGCUCUUGAGAGGCUCUGCUCCAUCUGCAAGGCUCUUGACUCCUGGAUUACCCAGCAUCCCCAGCACGUCGCUGUCCUCCAUGCUAGAGGCGGCUACGAGAAGCUGGGGGUGGUGGUCGCAGCCUACAUGCACUACAGUAAUAUUUGCGCCUCCACUGACCAGGCGCUCGAUAGAUACGCCAUGAAACGCUUUUUCGAUGAUAAAAUUGGUCAGCUGUAUCAUCCGUCUCAGAAGAGAUACGUACAGUAUUUCGCUGGGCUGCUCUCAGGAGUGAUCCGCAUCAACUCUAGUCCUUUGUACCUCCACACACUCACCUUGUUUGGCAUCCCUCACUUUGAACCCAGAGGAGGCUGCCAUCUUUUUAUCAAAAUAUACCAAGGGAUGACUCCCAUCUACACAUCAGGAAUAUAUAACCUCGCAGACACGAUGAGACAAGUCACCAUCGUGUUUGAAACGGGUGUACAACUUAGGGGGGAUAUCCUACUCAAAGCCUACCACAGAAGACUCAUUCCAGCCUCUAGAGAAGUCAUCUUUAGAAUGCAGUUCCACACUUGUGCAGUUUCAGAAAAAAUUCUUGCAUUUGCAAGAAAUGAUCUGGAUGAUGCAUGUAAUGACAUGCGGUUCCCACUUGAUGGAAGUGUGGAGCUAUAUUUCACUCAUUCUCCGGACGAACGACCACGAACAGUUUCAAAUGUUUCCUGUGACAAGUCUCCUUGUGCUAUUGCAUCGUGGAACUCUUACGAAAACAUCGACUUCACUUUUGAGCAGAUGGAUGACCCAGGUAAGUACAUUGUUUCAUACACUAGGGACUUAAAUAUAAUAACAACACUGUUAAGAGUUGUCAUUGCUUCUUAUUCUCUCUCUUGUAGCAAGGAUACCUAGAAUGUACCUUUAUUU
This is a messenger RNA of Procambarus clarkii (red swamp crayfish), 1208 nucleotides long. The record is from RefSeq and is a predicted model, not a curated record. NCBI's taxonomy places the organism in Eukaryota, Metazoa, Arthropoda, Malacostraca, Decapoda, Cambaridae.